Messenger RNA from Aphidius gifuensis, 1964 nucleotides. It is a transcript of the gene Snx1, whose product is annotated as sorting nexin-2-like. Lineage: Eukaryota; Metazoa; Arthropoda; Insecta; Hymenoptera; Braconidae. The transcript has 7 exons. The record is from RefSeq and is a predicted model, not a curated record. Gene Ontology annotation, cellular component: endosome; endosome membrane. Bases 177 to 1715 code for a protein of 512 amino acids. Gene Ontology annotation, molecular function: phosphatidylinositol binding. Gene Ontology annotation, biological process: early endosome to Golgi transport.
UAUUGUUAUUCUGAUGAUAAACAUAUUUGUUGUCCUUUUUUUUUUUUUUUAUUUUUUGAUAGCACAGACGACGCGAAAGGGGCAGAUCCCGUUUAUCAUUGUCAAUUUGUGAUUUCGCUGUCAUAUAAUUUUCUUGCCUGUUGAUUUACAAUCAAAUAAGAGCAACGAAAAAAAAAAUGGCUGAUAAUAAAGAACCACCACCAUUAUUUGACAACGUUGAUAUUGAUAAAAACGAAGAAAUGCUAGAUGACGAUGACGAAGAUAUAUUUGCAUCUGCAAUUAUGGAACAAAAUCCUUUGAGUAAUUCGUACAAUGGAGUAUCAAGUGUACAAGCUGAGCUACCAAAAUUAUCACUUCAUGAUGUACCAGAGAGCAAUUCAUACUCAACACUUACCAGUCCAGUUGCAUCAUCAGAGCCAAUUAAUUCACCUCUUGGUAAUCUGACAAAUGAUAAUACUGAUUUACAAGAAGUACCAAUUAACAAUGAUGAUAAAUCAAUUUCAAAUAUCAAAGAAUCUGAUUCACUUGAAGAGGUACCAACUGAAACAACAGAUAUCCUAUUAAAAAUAACAGUUACUGAACCACAAAAAAUGGGUGAUGGCAUGGGUGCAUACAUGGCUUAUACUGUCAAAACUAAAACGAACAUGCCAAUAUUUAAAAAACGAGUAUUCAGUGUUUCAAGACGUUUCAGUGAUUUUCUUGGUCUACAUGAUAAACUUGUAGAAAAAUAUUUGAGAAGUGGAAGGAUAAUACCACCAGCACCAGAAAAAAGUGUUAUUGGAAUGACUAAAAUUAAAAUGUCUGGUGAUAAAAAUCAGGAACAAAAUUCAAGUUCAACAGAAUUUGUUGAAAGACGUAGAGCUGCAUUGGAAAGAUAUCUUAAUAGAACAGCAUUACAUCCAGUUUUAGGUGUUGAUCCUGAUUUUCGUGAAUUUUUAGAAGCUGAAAUGGAUUUACCAAGAGCAUCAAGGACAUCAGCAUUGAGUGGUGCUGGUAUGAUGCGACUAUUCAAUAAAGUUGGUGAAACAGUCAACAAAAUAACAUAUAAAAUGGAUGAAAGUGAUUCGUGGUUUGAAGAAAAAACAUUACAAAUUGAUUCUUUGGAUACACAAUUACGUUCUUUACAUGGUGCUGUGGAAGCAUUGACAUAUCAACGUCGUGAAUUGGCAAAUUGUACUGGCGCAACAGCAAAAUCAAUUGCUGUACUUGGUCAUGGUGAAGUUGGUGUAUCACUUGGUCGUGCAUUGGCACAACUUGCUGAGACACUUGAAAAAGUUGAAGUUGUUAAUCGUGCACAGAGUAAUUGUGAUCUUUAUCAAUUUGGUGAAAUGUUGAGAGAUUAUGUAUCUCUUAUUGCUGCAAUUAAAGAUGUUUUCCAUGAACGUGUUAAAGUUUAUCAAAUUUGGCAACAUGCACAAAUGAUGUUAAAUAAAAAACGUGAACUACGUGCACGUAUGGAACAAGCUGGACGUGGUGAUAAAACAUCACAAGCAGCAAUUGAAGUUAUUGAAUGGGAAUCAAAAGUUGAACGUGGACAAGAAGAAUUUGAUAAUAUAUCACAAAUGAUUAAAAAAGAAAUUGAAAGAUUUGAAGUAUUGAGAGUUGAUGAUUUUAAAAAGCAAUUAAUUGAAUAUCUUGAAACAAUGUUACAGCAUCAAAAUCAAUUGGUUAAACAUUGGGAAAGUUUUUUGCCUGAAGCUCGUGCUGUUGCUUAAAUUAAUUCAUAAUAAAUAUAUCAAUUUAUAAAAGAAGAAAAAACAAAUUAUAAAUACAAAGAACUAUAUUUUUUUUUUCUUUUAUUUUUCUCAACAAUAAAAGAGAAGAAAAAAAAAUGAAUAAAUAAACUUCCAAGCAUUGUUGUUAUAAUACAUGCGUCAUAUUAUUGAUCAUAAAAAUUACAAGAAUUCAAAACAUUCUAAUAUUUAAUAAUAAUAAAAUAAUUUUAAGAAUAAAAGAAAAAAAAG